Gasterosteus aculeatus aculeatus (three-spined stickleback) is the source of this 1765-nucleotide messenger RNA. RefSeq names its product tubulin alpha chain. Gene Ontology annotation, cellular component: microtubule. Gene Ontology annotation, biological process: microtubule-based process. Lineage: Eukaryota; Metazoa; Chordata; Actinopteri; Perciformes; Gasterosteidae. Gene Ontology annotation, molecular function: structural constituent of cytoskeleton; GTP binding. The record is from RefSeq and is a predicted model, not a curated record.
CGCAGAAGCCGCCGACGCCGGUGCUGCACUUGUACAUAAACCGCUGUCCAUUCAUGAAGGCCAUUAUCUCUUACAUCGGCCCCAUAACUGUCGAACUGUGAGAUUUUUCGCGGAGCUUCAACCCCUUCGUCAAAAUGCGUGAGUGUAUCUCCAUCCACGUCGGUCAGGCCGGUGUCCAGAUCGGCAACGCCUGCUGGGAGCUUUACUGCCUGGAACAUGGGAUCCAGCCGGACGGACAGAUGCCCAGUGACAAAACCAUCGGAGGAGGAGACGACUCCUUCAACACCUUCUUCAGUGAGACCGGAGCUGGAAAGCACGUCCCGAGAGCUGUUUUUGUGGACCUGGAACCCACCGUCAUCGAUGAGGUGCGCAGUGGGACUUACCGCCAGCUGUUCCACCCUGAGCAGCUGAUCACUGGUAAGGAGGACGCUGCCAACAAUUAUGCCCGUGGACACUACACCAUCGGCAAAGAGAUCAUCGACAUUGUGCUGGACAGGAUCCGCAAGCUGUCGGACCAGUGCACCGGCCUUCAGGGCUUCCUGGUGUUCCACAGCUUCGGAGGCGGCACCGGCUCCGGCUUCACCUCUCUGCUGAUGGAGCGUCUCUCUGUCGACUACGGCAAGAAAUCCAAGCUGGAGUUCUCCAUCUACCCAGCUCCCCAGGUGUCCACCGCUGUGGUGGAGCCCUACAACGCCAUCCUGACCACCCACACCACCCUGGAGCACUCUGACUGUGCCUUCAUGGUCGAUAACGAGGCCAUCUACGAUAUCUGUCGUAGGAACCUCGAUAUCGAGCGUCCCUCCUACACCAACCUGAAUAGGCUAAUUGGUCAGAUCGUGUCCUCCAUCACUGCUUCUCUUCGCUUUGAUGGCGCCCUCAAUGUUGAUCUGACAGAGUUCCAGACCAACUUGGUACCAUAUCCCCGUAUCCACUUCCCUCUGGCCACCUAUGCCCCCGUCAUCUCUGCUGAGAAGGCUUACCACGAGCAGCUGUCAGUGUCAGAAAUCACCAAUUCCUGUUUCGAGCCAGCGAAUCAAUUGGUAAAAUGUGACCCUCGCCACGGCAAAUACAUGGCCUGCUGCCUUCUGUUCCGUGGUGACGUGGUUCCCAAAGAUGUGAAUGCUGCCAUUGCCACCAUCAAAACCAAGCGCUCCAUCCAGUUUGUGGACUGGUGCCCCACUGGUUUCAAGGUGGGCAUCAACUACCAGCCUCCCACUGUAGUUCCUGGUGGAGAUCUGGCCAAGGUCCAGAGGGCUGUGUGCAUGCUGAGCAACACCACUGCUAUUGCAGAGGCCUGGGCUCGGCUUGACCACAAGUUUGACCUGAUGUACGCCAAGCGGGCCUUUGUUCACUGGUACGUGGGGGAGGGAAUGGAGGAGGGAGAGUUCUCAGAAGCCAGAGAGGACAUGGCAGCUCUGGAGAAGGAUUAUGAGGAGGUCGGAGUCGACUCCAUUGAGGGCGAGGGAGAGGAAGAGGGAGAGGAAUAUUAAAAGGGACUAAAAAAUGCUUAAACAGGAAAAAGUUGCUCCAAAUCAACCGUAAAUACAUUCCAACAGAAAAGUUUGUCAAAGAGAAACCAGAAUUAGGUUGAUAGAUUGGAGUUUACUCUUUUAACAGUGAGGAAGACGAGUAUUAAAAGGAACUAAUAGCUCUAUUCAAACAGGAGACAAUUGCUCAGAGUUAGAGGAGAGUUGGGCUUUUCAGACUAAGCUAUCCAGAAUAUGCCAUUUUCACUAUGCUCUAAAUAAAUUCCAUGCAACAUACA